GUUCCCGAGAGUAAAGCAAUGGGGAGCCAUUUGGCCUUGCUUCUGCUUUUGCUCCUCCUCCUCCAACAUUUUGGAGAUGGUGAUGGAAGCCAAAGACUUGAAGAGACUCCUCUACAGUUUACACACUUGCAGUACAAUGUCACUGUGCACGAAAACUCUGCAGCCAAAACUUACGUUGGGCAUCCUGUAAAGAUGGGUAUCUACAUCACCAAUCCGUUGUGGGAAUUAAGGUACAAAAUUGUCUCAGGAGACAAUGAAAACCUGUUCAAAGCUGAAGAGUACAUUCUUGGGGACUUUUGCUUUCUAAGAAUAAGGACCAAAGGAGGAAAUACAGCUAUUCUUAAUAGAGAGGUGAAAGACCAUUACACAUUGGUAGUGAAAGCAGUUGAAAAAAAUACUAAUGCUGAAGCCCGAACAAAGGUCAGGGUGCAAGUGCUGGAUACAAAUGACUUGAGACCAUUAUUCUCACCCACCUCGUACAGUGUUUCUUUACCCGAGAACACGGCCAUAAGGACCAGUAUUGCAAGAGUCAGCGCCACAGAUGCAGACAUAGGAACCAAUGGAGAAUUUUACUACAGUUUUAAAGACCGAACAGAUAUGUUUGCUAUUCAUCCAACCAGUGGUGUGGUAGUUUUAACUGGUAAACUUGACUACAUAGAGACCAAUCUCUAUGAGAUGGAAAUCCUUGCUGUGGACCGUGGAAUGAAAUUGUACGGUAGCAGUGGUAUCAGCAGCAUGGCCAAGCUGACAGUCCAUGUAGAACAGGCCAAUGAGUGUGCUCCUGUGAUAACAGCAGUGGCAUUAUCACCGUCAGAACUGGACAAGGACCCGACUUACGCCAUUGUGACAGUGGAUGACUGUGACCAGGGUGCCAAUGGGGAAAUAGCUUCUUUAAGCAUUGUGGCAGGUGACCUUCUUCAGCAGUUUAGAACAGUGAGGUCCUUCCCAGGGAGUAAAGAAUAUAAAGUCAAAGCCAUUGGUGGCAUUGAUUGGGACAGUCAUCCUUUUGGCUACAAUCUGACACUACAGGCUAAGGAUAAAGGAACUCCUCCCCAGUUCUCUUCAGUAAAAGUAAUUCAUGUGACCUCUCCACAGUUCAAAGCUGGGCCAGUCAAGUUUGAAAAGGAUGUUUACAGAGCUGAAAUAAGUGAAUUUGCUCCUCCCAACACACCUGUGGUCAUGGUAAAAGCCAUUCCUAGUUAUUCCCACUUGAGGUAUGUUUUCAAAAGUACACCUGGAAAAGCUAAAUUCAGUUUAAAUUACAACACAGGGCUCAUUUCCAUUUUAGAACCAAUUAAAAGACAGCAGGCAUCCCAUUUUGAACUUGAAGUAACGACGAGUGACAGAAAAGCCUCUACCAAGGUCUUGGUUAAAAUCUUAGGUGCAAAUAGCAAUCCCCCUGAAUUUUCCCAGACAGCGUACAAAGCCUCCUUUGAUGAGAAUGUGCCCGUUGGUACUACUGUCAUGAGCGUGAGUGCUGUAGACCCCGAUGAGGGUGAGAAUGGGUACGUGACAUACAGUAUUGCAAAUUUAAAUCAUGUGCCAUUUGUGAUUGACCAUUUCACUGGUGCUGUGAGUACUUCAGAAAACUUGGACUACGAAUUGAUGCCACGGGUUUAUACUCUAAGGAUUCGAGCAUCAGACUGGGGCUUGCCUUACCGCCGGGAAGUUGAAGUCCUCGCUACAAUUACUCUCAAUAACUUGAAUGACAACACACCCUUGUUUGAGAAGAUAAAUUGUGAAGGAACAAUUCCCAGGGAUCUAGGUGUGGGAGAGCAGAUAACUACUGUCUCUGCCAUUGAUGCUGAUGAACUUCAGUUGGUGAGAUAUCAGAUUGAAGCUGGAAAUGAGUUAGAUUUGUUUAGCUUAAACCCUAACUCUGGAGUGUUGUCACUGAAGCAGUCGCUAAUGGAUGGCUUAGGCUCAAAGGUGUCUUUUCACAGUCUGAGAAUUACAGCUACCGAUGGAGAAAACUUUGCCACACCAUUAUAUAUCAACAUAACCGUGGCUGCCAGUCGCAAGUUGGUCAACUUGCAAUGUGAGGAGACCGGUGUUGCCAAAAUGCUGGCAGAGAAACUCCUGCAGGCAAAUAAAUUACACAGUCAGGGGGAAGUUGAGGAUAUUUUCUUUGAUUCUCACUCUGUCAAUGCUCAUGCACCACAGUUUAGAAGUACUCUUCCGACUGGUAUUGAGGUAAAGGAAAACCAUCCUGUGGGUUCCAGUAUAAUUUUCAUGAAUGCUACUGACCUUGACACUGGCUUCAAUGGAAAACUGGUCUAUGCUAUUUCUGGAGGAAAUGAGGAUAGUUGCUUCAUGAUUGACAUGGAAACAGGAAUGCUAAAAAUUUUAUCUCCACUUGACCGUGAGACAACAGACAAAUACACCCUGAAUAUUACUGUAUAUGACCUUGGAAUGCCCCAGAAGGCCACUUGGCAACUUCUAGAUGUUGUGGUCCUGGAUGCCAAUGAUAACCCACCUGAGUUUUUACAGGAGAGCUAUUUUGUUGAAGUGAGUGAAGACAAGGAGAUAAAUAGUGAAAUCAUCCAGGUUGAAGCUACAGAUAAAGAUCUAGGGCCCAAUGGACAUGUGACAUACUCCAUCCUUACAGACACAGAUAAAUUUUCAAUUGACAGUGUGACUGGUGUUGUUAAGAUUAUACACCCUCUGGAUCGUGAAGUACACCGUGUGCACUACUUAAAGAUUGAAGCCAGGGACCAAGCCAGAGAAGAGCCCCCGUUGUUUUCUACUGUACUUUUGAAAGUAUCGCUAGAAGAUGUUAAUGACAACCCACCUAAGUUUAUUCCACCUAAUUACCGUGUGAAAGUUCGAGAGGAUCUUCCAGAAGGAACCAUAAUCAUGUGGUUAGAGGCCCAUGACCCUGAUUUAGGUCAGUCUAGUCAGGUGAGGUACAGUCUUAUGGACCAUGGAGAAGGACACUUCGAUGUGGAUAAGCUUAGUGGAGCCAUUAGAAUUGUACAGCAGUUGGACUUUGAGAAGAAGCAGGUGUAUAAUCUCACUGUGAGGGCCAAAGACAAAGGGAAGCCAAUUUCUCUGUCUUCUACUUGCUAUGUUGAAGUUGAGGUAAUUGACGUGAAUGAGAACUUACACCCACCGGUGUUUUCCAGCUUUGUGGAAAAGGGUGUAGUGAAAGAAGAUGUCCCUCUCGGAUCAUCAGUCAUGGCAGUAUCAGCCCAUGACGAGGACACAGGAAGAGAUGGGGAGAUCCGAUAUUCCAUUAGAGAUGGUUCUGGUGUUGGUGUUUUCAAGAUAGAUGAAGAAACAGGUGUCAUAGAGACUUCUGAUCGACUGGACCGUGAGUCGACCUCCCAUUAUUGGCUAACAGUCUACGCGAGUGAUCAGGGUGUUGUGCCUCUUUCAUCAUUUAUAGAGAUCUACAUAGAGGUUGAGGAUGUCAAUGACAACGCGCCACAGACAUCAGAGCCUGUGUAUUAUCCAGAAAUAAUGGAAAAUUCUCCCAAGGAUGUAUCUGUGGUCCAAAUUGAGGCAUUUGAUCCAGAUUCUAGCUCUAAUGACAAGCUGAUGUACAAAAUUACAAGUGGAAAUCCUCAAGGAUUCUUUUCAAUACAUCCUAAAACAGGUCUCAUCACAACGACAUCAAGGAAACUAGACCGAGAACAGCAAGAUGAACACAUAUUAGAAGUUACGGUGACAGAUAAUGGUAAUCCCCCCAAAUCAACCAUAGCAAGAGUAAUUGUGAAAAUCCUGGAUGAAAAUGACAACAAACCUCAGUUCCUGCAAAAGUUCUACAAAAUCAGACUCCCAGAGCGGGAAAAACCAGACCGAGAAAGAAACUCCAAACGAGAGCCUCUCUAUCGUGUCAUAGCUACAGACAAAGAUGAAGGUCCCAAUGCAGAAAUCUCCUACAGCAUCGAAGAUGGGAAUGAGCAUGGCAAAUUUUUUAUUGAACCAAAAACUGGAGUGGUUUCAUCCAAAAAGUUUUCUGGAGCUGGAGAAUAUGACAUUCUUUCAAUUAAGGCAGUUGAUAAUGGUCGCCCACAAAAGUCAUCAACCACUAGACUCCACAUUGAAUGGAUCUCCAAACCCAAACCGUCCCUGGAGCCAAUUUCAUUUGAAGAAUCGUUUUUUACCUUUACUGUAAUGGAAAGUGAUCCAGUUGCUCACAUGAUUGGUGUGAUAUCUGUGGAGCCUCCUGGCACACCCCUCUGGUUUGACAUCAUUGGUGGCAACUAUGACAGCCAGUUUGAUGUGGACAAGGGCACUGGGACCGUCAUCGUCGCCAAGCCUCUUGAUGCAGAACAAAAAUCAAACUAUAACCUCACAGUUGAGGCUACAGAUGGAACCACCACUAUCCUUACCCAGGUAUUCAUCAAAGUAAUAGACACAAAUGACCAUCGUCCUCAGUUUGCUACAUCAAAGUAUGAAGUUAUUAUUCCUGAAGAUACAGUGCCAGAAACAGAAAUUUUGCAAAUCAGUGCUGUGGAUAAGGAUGAAAAAAACAAACUAAGCUACACUCUGCUGAGUAGCAUUGAUCCAUUGAGUCUGAAGAAAUUUCGCCUUGAUCCUGCAACUGGCUCUCUCUAUACUAGUGAAAAGCUAGAUCAUGAAGCCAUUCACCAGCAUGUUCUCACAGUCAUGGUACGGGAUCAAGAUGUCCCUGUAAAACGCAACUUUGCAAGGAUUGUUGUCAACGUCAGCGACACGAAUGACCACGCCCCGUGGUUCACCAGUUCCUCCUACGAAGGGCGGGUGUAUGAAUCAGCAGCUGUGGGCUCAGUGGUGUUGCAGGUUACAGCUCUGGACAAGGACAAAGGGAAAAAUGCUGAAGUGCUGUACUCAAUUGAAUCAGGAAAUAUUGGAAAUUCUUUCACAAUUGAUCCCAUCUUGGGCUCUAUAAAAACUGCCAAAGAAUUAGACCGAAGUAACCAAGUGGAAUAUGAUUUAAUGGUAAAAGCUACAGAUAAAGGCAGUCCACCAAUGAGUGAAAUAACUUCUGUGCAUGUCUUUGUCACAAUUGCUGACAAUGCCUCUCCUAAGUUCACGUCAAAAGAAUAUUCUGUUGAAAUUAGUGAAACUGUCAGCAUUGGGAGUUUUGUCGGAAUGGUCACAGCCCAUAGUCAGUCAUCAGUGGUAUAUGAAAUAAAAGAUGGAAAUAUAGGUGAUGCUUUUGAUAUUAAUCCACAUUCUGGAAGUAUCAUCACUCAAAAAGCCCUGGAUUUUGAAACUUUGCCCGUUUAUACAUUGAUAAUACAAGGAACUAACAUGGCUGGUUUGUCCACUAAUACAACUGUCCUAGUGCAUCUGCAGGAUGAGAAUGACAACUCGCCAAUUUUUAUGCAGGCAGAAUAUACAGGACUCAUUAGCGAAUCAGCUUCAAUUAACAGUGUGGUCCUAACAGACAAGAACAUCCCUCUAGUGAUUCGAGCAACUGAUGCUGAUAAAGAGUCAAAUGCCUUGCUUGUUUACCACAUCGUUGAGCCAUCUGUACACAAAUAUUUUGCUAUUGAUUCCAGCACUGGUGCUAUUCAUACAGUCCUAAGUCUGGACUAUGAAGAAACAAGUAUUUUUCACUUUACUGUACAAGUGCAUGACAUGGGAACGCCACGUUUAUUUGCUGAAUAUGCAGCAAAUGUGACCGUACAUGUCAUUGACAUUAAUGACUGCCCUCCCGUGUUCUCCAAGUCAGUAUAUGAAGCAUCUCUUUUGUUGCCAUCAUACAAAGGAGUAAAGGUCAUCACAGUAAAUGCUACAGAUGCUGAUUCAAGCUCGUUCUCACAGUUAAUGUACUCCAUCACUGAAGGCAACAUUGGGGAAAAGUUUUUUAUGGACUACAAGACUGGUACUAUAACUGUACAAAACACAACUCAGUUAAGAAGCCGCUACGAGUUGACCAUUAGAGCUUCUGAUGGCAGAUUUGCCAGCUUUACCUCUGUGAAAAUUAAUGUGAAAGAAAGCAAAGAGAGUCAGCUAAAGUUUACCCAAGAUUCCUACUCUGCAGUGGUGAAAGAGAAUUCCACUGAAGCCAAAACACUAGCUGUCAUUAGUGCUAUUGGGAAUCCAAUCAAUGAGCCCUUGUUCUAUCACAUCCUCAACCCAGAUCGCAGAUUUAAAAUAAGCCGCACUUCGGGAGUGCUGUCCACCACUGGUAUUCCCUUUGAUCGCGAACAGCAGGAGUCAGUCAAUGUGGUCGUGGAAGUGACAGAAGAAAAUAAACCUUCAGCAGUAGCCCAUGUUGUUGUGAAGGUCACCGUAGAAGACCAAAAUGACAAUGCACCAGUGUUUGUCAACCUUCCCUACUAUGCUGUUGUUAAAGUGGAUACUGAGGUGGGCCACGUCAUUCGCUACGUCACUGCUGUAGACAGAGACAGUGGCAGAAACGGGGAAGUGCAUUACUACCUUAAGGAACACCACGAACACUUUCAAAUUGGACCUUCGGGUGAAAUUUCGCUGAAAAAGCAGUUUGAAAUUGACACCUUAAAUAAAGAAUAUCUCAUCACAGUGGUUGCAAAAGACGGAGGAAACCCGGCCUUUUCCGCUGAAGUUAUUGUUCCAAUCACUGUUAUGAACAAAGCCAUGCCCGUGUUCGAAAAGCCUUUCUACAGUGCGGAGAUCGCAGAGAACAUCCAGAUGCACAGCCCGGUUGUCCAUGUACAAGCCAACAGCCCAGAAGGGUUGAAAGUGUUCUACAGCAUCACAGACGGAGACCCUUUUAACCAGUUUACCAUUAACUUUAAUACUGGAGUUAUAAAUGUCGUAGCUCCUCUGGAUUUUGAGUCCCACCCUGCAUAUAAGCUGAGCAUACGGGCAACUGACUCCUUGACUGGGGCUCAUGCUGAAGUAUUUGUGGACAUUGUAGUGGAAGACAUCAACGAUAACCCUCCUGUGUUUGUCCAGCAGUCAUAUGCAGCCACCCUGUCUGAGGCAUCUGUCAUUGGAACAUCUGUCGUGCAAGUGAGAGCAACAGAUUCUGAUUCAGAACCAAAUAGAGGGAUUUCUUACCAGCUGUUCGGGAAUCAUAGCAAGAGUCAUGAUCAUUUUCACAUAGACAGCAGCACUGGUCUCAUUUCACUAGUCAGAACCUUGGAUUAUGAACAGUUCCAGCAGCACAAGAUUUUCGUAAGAGCUGUUGAUGGUGGUAUGCCCCCACUGAGCAGCAGUGUGAUUGUCACAGUGGAUGUCACUGACCUCAAUGAUAAUCCACCACUGUUUGACCAACUGAUCUAUGAAGCCAAAAUCAGCGAGCAUGCCACUCACGGGCAUUUUGUGACCUGUGUAAAAGCCUAUGAUGCAGACAGUUCUGACAUAGACAAGUUGGAAUAUUCCAUUCUGUCUGGAAAUGAUCAUAAAAAUUUUGUCAUUGACAGUGAAACGGGGAUCAUCACCCUCUCAAACCUGCGCCGGCACACCUUGAAGCCAUUUUACAGCCUUAACAUUUCUGUUUCUGAUGGAGUUUUUAGAAGUUCAGCUCAGGUUCAUGUCACUGUAAUUGGAGGCAAUUUGCACAGUCCUGUUUUUCUUCAGAAUGAAUAUGAAGUGGAACUAGCUGAAAAUGCUCCCUUACAUACUCUGGUGAUUGAGGUUAAGGCAACUGAUGGGGAUUCUGGUAUUUAUGGUCAAAUUUCUUACCAUAUUGUAAAUGACUUUGCCAAAGACAGAUUUUACACAAACGAGAGAGGACAGAUAUUUACUUUGGAAAAACUUGAUCGAGAAACUCCAGCAGAGAAAGUAAUCCCAGUUCGUUUAAUGGCUAAAGACGCUGGAGGAAAAGUUGCUUUCUGCACCAUUAACGUCAUCCUCACAGAUGACAAUGAUAAUGCGCCACAGUUUCGAGCAACCAAGUAUGAAGUGAACAUCGGAUCCAGUGCUGCCAAAGGUACAUCAGUCAUUAAAGUUCUUGCAAGUGAUGCCGACGAGGGAUCCAAUGCGGACGUCACCUAUGCCAUUGAAGCAGACUCUGAAAGUGUUAAAGAGAAUCUGGAAAUUAACAAACUGUCUGGCGUAAUCACUACAAAGGAAAGCCUAAUCGGCUUGGAAAAUGAGUUCUUCACUUUCUUUGUUAGGGCUGUGGAUAAUGGGUCUCCACCAAGAGAAUCUGUCGUUCCUGUGUAUGUUAAAAUUCUUCCACCAGAAACGCAGCUUCCAAAAUUUUCAGAACCCUUUUAUACCUAUACAGUUUCAGAAGACAUGCCUAUUGGAACAGAAAUAGAUACCAUCCGAGCAGAACAUAGCGGGACUGUUCUCUACAGCCUGAUCAAAGGGAAUACUCCCGAAAGUAACAGGGAUGAGGCCUUUGUGAUCGACAGACAGAGCGGGAGACUGAAACUGGAGAAGAGCCUUGAUCAUGAGACAACUAAGUGGUAUCAGUUUUCCAUACUUGCCAGGUGCACUCGUGAUGACUCUGAGGUGGUGGCUUCUGUGGAUGUCAGCAUCCAAGUGAAAGAUGCAAAUGAUAACAGCCCAGUCUUAGAAUCUAGUCCAUAUGAGGCAUUUAUUGUUGAAAAUCUGCCAGGGGGAAGUAGAGUCAUCCAGAUCAGGGCGUCUGAUCUGGACUCAGGAACCAAUGGCCAAGUGAAGUAUAGCCUGGAUCAGUCACAAAGUGUAGAAGUCAUCGAAUCUUUUGCCAUUAACAUGGAAACAGGCUGGAUUACAACCCUAAAGGAACUUGACCAUGAAAAGAGAGACAGUUACCAGAUUAAAGUGGUUGCGUCGGACCACGGAGAGAAGGUUCAGCUCUCCUCCACAGCCAUCGUGGACGUGACCGUCACUGAUGUCAACGAUAGCCCGCCACGAUUCACGGCAGAGAUCUACAAAGGGACCGUGAGUGAAGACGACCCCCCGGGGGGCGUAAUUGCCAUAUUAAGCACCACUGACGCUGAUUCUGAGGAGAUUAACAGACAGGUCACGUAUUUUAUCACAGGAGGAGAUGCUUUGGGACAGUUUGCUGUUGAAAAUAUACAGAAUGAGUGGAAGGUCUAUGUGAAGAAACCUCUGGACAGGGAAAAAAAGGACAGUUAUCUUCUGACAAUCACAGCGACUGAUGGUACCUUCUCAUCAAAAGCUAUAGUUGAAGUGAAAGUUCUUGAUGCAAAUGAUAACAGUCCGGUUUGUGAAAAGACAUUAUAUUCAGACACCAUUCCUGAAGACGCCCUUCCUGGGAAAUUGAUCAUGCAGAUCUCUGCUACAGAUGCAGACAUCCGUUCCAAUGCUGAAAUCACUUACACGUUAUUUGGUUCAGGUGCAGAAAAAUUCAAACUAAAUCCAGACACAGGUGAACUGAAAACAUUGGCCCCCCUCGACCGUGAGCAGCAAGCAGUGUAUAAUCUUCUAGUCAAGGCCACAGAUGGCGGGGGGAGGUUCUGUCAAGCCAGUGUUGUGCUCACAUUAGAAGACGUGAAUGAUAACGCACCCGAAUUCUCUGCUGACCCUUACACCAUCACCGUGUUUGAGAACACGGAGCCGGGGACGCUGCUGACACGAGUGCAGGCCACCGACGCCGACGCAGGAUUGAAUCGAAAGAUUUCCUACUCACUGCUGAACUCUGCUGAUGGGCAAUUCUCCAUUAAUGAGUUAUCUGGUAUCAUUCAAUUAGAAAAGCCUUUGGAUAGAGAACUCCAGGCCGUAUAUACCCUUACUUUGAAAGCUGUAGAUCAAGGCUUGCCAAGGAGGCUGACGGCUACUGGCAGUGUUAUUGUGUCAGUUUUGGACAUAAAUGACAACCCCCCUGUGUUUGAAUACCGUGAGUAUGGUGCCGCAGUGUCUGAGGACACUCUCGUUGGAACAGAAGUUCUUCAAGUGUAUGCAGCAAGUCGGGAUAUUGAAGCAAAUGCAGAAAUCACCUACUCAAUAAUAAGUGGAAAUGAACAUGGAAAAUUCAGCAUAGAUUCUAAAACAGGGGCCAUCUUUAUCAUUGAGAAUCUGGACUAUGAAAGCUCUCAUGAAUAUUACCUAACUGUAGAAGCCACUGACGGAGGGACGCCUUCGCUGAGCGAUGUUGCAACUGUGAACAUUAAUGUAACUGAUAUCAAUGACAACACCCCCGUGUUUAGCCAGGACACCUACACAACAGUAAUCAGUGAAGAUGCUGUUCUCGAGCAGUCUGUCAUUACGGUUAUGGCUGAUGAUGCUGACGGACCUUCAAACAGCCACAUCCGCUACUCCAUUAUAGAUGGCAAUCGGGGAAGCCCAUUUACGGUUGACCCCGUCAAGGGAGAAGUGAAAGUGACCAAACUGCUAGACCGGGAAACAGUAAGUGGAAAAUGGAAUGAUGACAAAGCAUUUGACAUUGACCAGCAAGGCGUCCUGCUGACUUCAGCUGCCAUAAAGAGGAAAGUGAAAGAUCAUUACUUGCUGCAUGUACUCAGGGGUGGUUCUUGGGAGAUUCAUGCAACCGACCAAGACGUGUACGACACUUUAACCUACAGUCUCGAUCCCCAAAUGGACAACCUGUUCUCUGUCUCCAGCACAGGGGGUAAGCUGAUAGCACACAAAAAGCUGGAUAUAGGGCAGUACCUUCUCAACGUCAGUGUAACAGACGAAUUUACAGCAGUGGCUGACGUCACAGUACAUAUCAGACGAACCCAAGAGAUGUUGAACCACACCAUUGCUAUCCGCUUUGCAAUCUCACCCGGAGAGAUUGUCGGUGACUACUGGCGCAACUUCCAGCGAGCUUUGCGACUCUUGGGUGUGCGGAGGAACGACAUACAGAUUGUUAGUUUGCAGCCCUCUGCUCAUCCGCAUCUGGAUGUCUUACUCUUUGUAGAGAAAUCGGGUAGUGCCCCUUCAACAAAACAGCUUCACACAAGAUAUUCUUCUGUGGCUGAUAUUGAGAAAUCAUUGGUGUUAGCAUAUUGAGUGUUCCAGAAACUCUGUGCAGGACUGGAUUGCCCCUGGAAGUUCUGCGAUGAAAAGGUGUCUGUAGAUGAAAAUGUAAUGUCAACACACAGCACAGCCAGACUGAGUUUCGUGACUCCUCGCCACCACAGGACAGCUGUGUGUCUCUGCAAAGAGGGAAAAUGCCCCCCUGUCCACCUUGGAUGUGAAGACAAUCCAUGCCCUGAGGGAUCCGAAUGUAUCACUGAUCCCAGAGAAGAGAAAUACACCUGUGUCUGCCCUGGAGGCAAGUUUGGUCAGUGCGCAGGGAGUUCAUCUAUAACAUUUACUGGAAACAGCUUCGUGAAAUACCGUCUAAUGGAAAAUGAAAACAAACUAGAGAUGAAAUUGUCAAUGAGGCUCAGAACCUAUUCUGCUCAUGCAGUUGUAAUGUAUGCUCGAGGAACUGACUACAGUAUCUUGGAGAUUCAUAAUGGACGACUGCAAUACAAAUUUGACUGUGGAAGUGGCCCUGGAAUUGUCUCUGUUCAAAGCAUUCAGGUCAACGAUGGACAGUGGCAUGCAGUGUCUCUUGAAGUGAAUGGAAACUAUGCUAGAUUGGUUCUAGACCAAGUUCACACCGCAUCAGGCACAGCCCCAGGGACACUGAAAACUCUGAACCUGGAUAACUAUGUGUUUUUUGGUGGCCAUAUCCGUCAGCAAGGAACAAGGCAUGGAAGAAGCCCCCAAGUUGGUAAUGGGUUCAGGGGUUGUAUGGACUCCAUUUAUUUGAAUGGGCAGGAGCUCCCUUUAAAUAGCAAACCAAGAAGCUAUGCACACAUUGAAGAGUCAGUGGAUGUAUCUCCUGGGUGCCUACUAACAGCUACAGAAGACUGCUCAAGUAACCCUUGUCAGAAUGGAGGCAUUUGCAAUCCAUCACCUAACGGAGGUUAUUACUGCAAAUGCAGUGCCUUACACAUAGGGACGUACUGUGAGGUGAGCGUCAAUCCGUGUUCCUCCAAUCCAUGCCUCUAUGGAGGGACAUGCAUUGUAGACAAUGGAGACUUUAUUUGCCAGUGUAGAGGAUUAUAUACUGGUCAGAGGUGCCAGCUUAGUCCAUACUGCAAAGAUGAGCCCUGUAAAAAUGGUGGAACUUGUUUUGACAGUUUGGAUGGUGCUGUUUGUCAGUGUGAUUCAGGUUUUAGGGGAGAAAGGUGUCAGAGUGACAUUGACGAAUGUGCUGGAAACCCGUGCCGGAACGGAGCCCUUUGUGAGAAUACGCAUGGCUCCUAUCACUGCAACUGCAGCCACGAGUACAGGGGGAAACACUGCGAGGAUGCUGCUCCCAAUGAAUAUGUGUCCACUCCAUGGAAUAUUGGACUGGCAGAAGGAAUUGGAAUUAUUGUUUUUAUAGCAGGGAUAUUUUUACUGGUGGUGAUAUUUGUCCUCUGCCGCAAGAUGAUUAGUCGAAAGAAGAAACACCAGGCUGAACCUGAAGACAAACACUUGGGACCAACCACAGCUUUCCUGCAAAGGCCGUAUUUUGAUUCAAAAUUAAAUAAGAACAUUUACUCUGACAUACCACCCCAGGUGCCUGUCCGUCCUAUUUCCUACACUCCAAGCAUUCCAAGUGACUCUAGAAACAAUCUUGACCGAAAUUCCUUUGAAGGAUCUGCUAUCCCAGAGCAUCCCGAAUUCAGUACUUUUAACCCUGAGUCUGUGCACGGACACCGAAAAGCUGUGGCUGUCUGCAGCGUGGCCCCAAACCUGCCUCCCCCUCCGCCUUCUAACUCCCCUUCUGACAGUGACUCCAUCCAGAAGCCUAGCUGGGACUUUGACUAUGACACUAAAGUGGUGGAUCUUGAUCCCUGUCUUUCCAAGAAACCUCUGGAGGAAAAGCCCUCUCAGCCGUACAGUGCCCGGGAAAGCCUGUCUGAGGUGCAGUCCCUGAGCUCCUUCCAGUCUGAGUCAUGCGAUGACAAUGGCUAUCACUGGGAUACGUCAGACUGGAUGCCGAGUGUUCCUCUGCCCGAUAUACAAGAAUUCCCCAAUUACGAAGUUAUUGAUGAGCAGACACCCCUGUACUCAGCAGAUCCAAAUGCCAUCGAUACAGACUAUUAUCCUGGAGGUUACGACAUUGAAAGUGACUUCCCGCCACCGCCGGAGGACUUCCCUGCACCUGAUGAACUGCCGCCAUUGCCUCCGGAAUUCAGCGAUCAGUUUGAAUCCAUACACCCUCCCAGAGACAUGCCUGCUGCAGGUAGCUUGGGCUCUUCGUCGAGAAACCGGCAGAGGUUCAACCUGAAUCAGUAUUUGCCCAGUUUCUACCCCAUCGAUAUGUCUGAACCUCUAACAAAAGGCACUGGUGAGAAUAGUACUUGUAGAGAACCCUACGCCCCUUACCCUCCAGGGCAUCAAAGAAACUUCGAAGCCCCCACUGUAGAAAACCUGCCCAUGUCUGUGUACGCUUCCACAGCUUCCUGCUCCGACGUGUCGGCCUGCUGCGAAGUGGAGUCUGAGGUCAUGAUGAGUGACUAUGAGAGUGGGGACGAUGGCCACUUUGAAGAGGUGACCGUCCCUCCGCUGGACUCCCAGCAGCACACGGAAGUCUGACGCUCAACUCCCCCCAAAGUGCCUGGACUUUAAUGAACCUAGAGAUUAUAUAAGUAACCCUGUGCAUUGUUCUUUGCGGCAGUGCUUAAGCGCUUUUUCUUGGUGAGCUGAGAUGGGCAUGGCUGCACCGGCUCCCACGCCUCUUGACAUUAGCCAUUUCCAGUGUCCUAACCUACUGUAACCGGAUGAGGUUGUCCUUGGGCUGUGCCAUUUCUAAACAUCUUUUGGUAUUUACGUUUGUCUGUGUUAAAAUAAUGAAACGAAAAUCAGUCCUACCAUCUUGUUAGCAUGAUUCAUGUAUUUAUAUAGAUUUGAUUAUUUUAAUUUUCCUGUCUUUUUUUUUGUAAAUUUUAUGUACAGAUUUGAUUUUUCAUAGUUUUAACUAGAUUUUCAAGAUAUUUUUUGUGCAUUUGUUUUAAACUGAAUUUUGGUGGUGUUAGUGCCAUUACCUAGCACCCUGAUUUUUUAAUAUAACCAGGGUUUCACUGUAUGUCUUUUUCCACAGAAGUAUAUUUCAUUAAUACAUUUCAAUAUAGUCAUUCAUUUCUAGCUGUACAUAGAAUGAGGAAAGAUCUGAUACAUGGACAUGUCUUACUGUAUUUUAGAAUUAUAAACAUUUUUCAUUAUUGGAAAGUGUAAUGGGGACCUUCUGCAUACCUGUUUAGUACCAAAACCACCAUGACACAGUUUUUAUAGUGUCUGUAUAUUUGUGAUGCAAUGGUCUUGUAAAGGUUUUUACUGAAAACUAUCAUUAGCCAGUCUUUCUUACUGACAAUAAAUUAUUAAUAAAAUACUU
Molecule: messenger RNA, 14197 nt
Organism: Microcebus murinus (gray mouse lemur)
Lineage: Eukaryota; Metazoa; Chordata; Mammalia; Primates; Cheirogaleidae
Source: RefSeq, a predicted model, not a curated record